GUUGUUUUCCAUUCUUCUAGAGGGUCUGGAACAAUCCUUAAAAGAUGACGUUAAACUUUCAAAGUGACUUGCCAACCUAGGGGAAGAAGAAGGAUGAUUCAACAACACUGUAUGAAUGCUCUGAAAUAUAAAUCGAAGGUGUGAUCUGUUAAGGUGUUGGGUUAAUAAAAUUUUCAAGAACUCCACAGCAGCAUGCCAAUUGCCACGCAAUAUAGAAUUUUGAAUUUGUUUACCAGUAUACAGAAUACUAUCAACAACUCUAUAUCUAUUUCUCAGUUUGCCCCAACUUCCUGGCCCAUAAGUAAAAUUUGUUUUUGGAAUGCCUUCAUACUGAUGAGGUUUAGUGAAGUAUGAUAAACGUCUUACCCACUCCCGUUUUGUCCAUGAAUAUGUGAUCUCGUUUCUGUUAGUUUUAAGCAUCCAUUCAGGAAAUGCAAUCGUCUUGGUAGGCUUCUUCCUGGACUUGGAAACUAUUUUAGCCAUAACCAAGAAUUACUACAGAACUAUUGUUCUGCUGAACACGUGAUGGUUCAACGAUUUCAAAACACGGAUCCGCUAAUGUCUGCACACCCAACCACUCCAACAAAUUUGUACUCCCUACACACCAUGCAGUACGUUAAAGAUUUAUGCCAAGUUAUAUUAUGUUUCACCAUGUAGAUUCCACAUGAUCCACUUUGCGGCCUUCCAGGUCCUGGCUAACGCAUAGUCUAGAAGGCAGUGAGUCUGUCAUUGAGUUUCCUUAGUGUGGUCACGUAAUGAGUGGUGUGGUUGUGGAUUGGGGGUAGAUUUUGUUUUGUGUCAAAUGAGUAAGUGUGCGAUUUCGAGGAAGAAUAAUUAAGAUUCUGUGAACUAUAAAAUUGUAACAAAAAAAUCAUAUAUUGGAUGCAUUUGUGCCAUGACACGAACUGCAAGGUGUCCUCAUGUCAGUUACCUGAGUGAUUGUAGUCAAGCAGACAUAGAAAGAGCCAAAGAGAUUUCAAGAUGUUCAGAAUGCAGUUCACAAGGUCCUAAUUUAUGGCUUUGUUUACACAGAGGGUGUUUACGAAUUGGUUGUAGUGAAACCCAGAAUGAUCACAGCACUACACAUAAUAAGAAUUACAGAUCCCACUGUUUACAUUUAAACUUGACAACGCUGAGAGUGUGGUGUUAUUUGUGCGAAGACGAAGUAUUUUUAGAUCAUUCAGAUUCUGUUAAUACUCGCUCAUCCUUGCCAACCAUGAGAUAUGGUCCUGCAGAUUCUGGAGAUAGUAGCGACAGUGAAGAUAGCCGGGAAGACAAUGGGAAACCACGAGGUUUGACAGGUCUACAGAACAUAGGAAAUACUUGCUACAUGAAUUCAGCUCUCCAGGCUUUGUCAAACACUCCACCAUUAACACGAUUUUUUCUGGAUUGUGGAGCCUUUCUUCAUGGGAAAGGUGGUGAUAAAAAACCUGGAUUGUCAAAAAGUUACCAUAGACUGGUACAAGAAAUGUGGCACCGGAAACGACCUGGCUACGUACAUCCUAUGUUUCGUGGCUACCAACAACACGAUACACAAGAAUUUCUACGAUGUUUUAUGGAUCAAUUACAUGAAGAAUUGAAAGAACCUCUUGUGGAUAGUUUCCCUGAUCGUUAUAAAAAUAUUCAAAAUCAUGAAGAGAGCCAGCAGUUGGCUCAUUUUGAUGACGGCUCAGAUGAAGAAGAUAAUGUGAAUGGUGGACAUUCAAGUCAAUCAGAAGGAGAAUAUGAAACAUGUGAUUCUGGAGUUAGUGAAAGGAGUUCUUUGAGUGAUGAAGGAGAAAGGGGAAGAGCAGCCAAUAAACGAAAAUUAUCUAGGUCACCAUCACCUCCACAAGAAAGAAUGCGUUCAAAAUUAACUACACCAUCUUCUAAGACCCAUGGAUCAUCACCUAGUUCACCUACCCGCCCUAAUCGCAAAAAACAACCAAUGAAAUACAGAAGUAUAAUAUCUGAUGUCUUUGAUGGCAAAGUCCUCAGUUCUGUUCAGUGCCUUACUUGUGAUAGGAUUUCCACUCGUGUAGAGACAUUUCAAGAUCUUUCCUUACCAAUUCCAAGUCGAGAUCAUAUACAUAUGCUUCAUCAGGGUUCGUUAACCCCACAAAAAGGAGGAUUGUCUGCAUGCUCUGAUGUUUACACUGGAGAACAAGGUUGGGUAUCGUGGAUUUUAGAAUGGGUUCGCAGUUGGUUUUGGGGGCCUACGAUUAGUUUACACGAUUGUUUGGCUGCAUUCUUCAGUGCUGACGAGUUAAAAGGUGACAAUAUGUAUAGUUGUGAAAAAUGUAAUAAAUUACGCAAUGGAGUUAAAUAUUCUAAAGUUCUGGAACUUCCAGAAGUACUGUGUGUCCACCUGAAACGUUUCCGUCAUGAAUUGAUGUUCAGUUCGAAGAUAAGUAAUUAUGUGUCCUUUCCUUUGGAAGGUUUGGAUAUGAGGCCAUAUUUACAUAAAGAUUGUACAUCACAAGUGACAAGUUAUGACUUAGUAUCAGUAAUUUGCCAUCAUGGCACUGCUGGUGGGGGUCAUUACACUUGUUAUUCACUUAAUUACAUCAGCGACCAGUGGUUUGAGUUUGAUGAUCAGUAUGUGACACAAGUAACUCCAGAAACUGUGCAGAACUGUGAAGCAUAUGUUCUAUUCUACAAAAAAUCGUGUGAUGUAAUUGCUAAGAAAAGACAAAGAGCAUGUGAACUAAUUGAUCUUUCUUCAAAUGAACCCAGUCUUCAGUUUUAUGUUUCUAAGCAAUGGGUAAACAGGUUCAACACUUUUGCAGAACCUGGACCUAUUGAUAAUUCUGAUUUUCUGUGCAUUCAUGGAGGUGUACAUCCAUCUAAAGCAGGACAAAUGGAUCAGCUUUGUACUAUUCUUACUCAACCUGUUUGGGAAUAUUUAUAUGAAACUUUUGGAGGAGGACCAGCUUGCAACUUUCUCUAUGCAUGUACUGUGUGUUUAGAAGAGCAAGAAGCUCUCCAACGUCGAGUUAAACAGGAAUUGGAUGAAUUUUUACAGCUGAACAAAGAAUUCCAGGCAGAUGAAAGCCCUUCUGUCAUAUAUGCUAUAUCAAUGAGUUGGUUUCGCCAAUGGCAGAGUUUUGUGAGAGGGAAAGAAGCAGAGCCUCCUGGUGCAAUUGACAAUUCUCCUAUAAUUGUCAACAAAAAUGGGCAAACAGGAGUGAAAAUGGGUUCCGACUAUGCUCAAUUAUCAGAGGAGCUAUGGAAUUUUUUCCACCGCAUAUAUGGUGGAGGACCUGAAGUAAUGACACGAUCACCAUAUCCUCGAGGGCUAUCCUCAGGAUGCUCAACAGCAAGUUCAGGCAGUAGAACUUGCCUGUUUGCGGAUGCUCCAGGAAACAAACCUACAGUGAAUGCAGACAGAGAACUUAUUCAUUCACAUAAAGCUCGGAGUACAGAAAAUAUAAAUAUUGGCUUCACCAAUGUUACUGGGCGACCUGUGCGAGCUCAAAGUGCUAGUUCAGACAAUAUAAAUCUUAGAAUGGCUGCUUUGACUGCAUCUGGGCACAGGAAAAUGCAAGAUGGUGUAGAUGGGGCAAGACAACAGUGCAGCCUCAUGUUGGGUGAUUCGACAGAAGAUGAGACAUUGAGCUCCCAUCGAAAUGGAGGAUAUUGCAUUGAUGAUAGCUCUGAAAGAGAUUCAGGGAUUGUAAUUAGUAAAGAUUCGGCAGAAGAACUUCAAAAUCAUCAUUGUAGUGAUCAUAUGCAUCUUUGAAUGAAUGUUUUGUGCAUUCCAUUUUGGGAAUUCAGUACAAGUAUUUUAAAUAGAUAAUUGCUUUUGCAAUUUAUUGAAAAGUGUAGAUUACAUUCUAAUUUGCUAACUAAAAACAAGAUUGAACUUGGCAUUAAUCCAUGAUAAGAUCAAUGAUUUUGUAAUGAAAUAUGGCCAUGAUGAUGAGGAGAGCAUUGACUGUAUAUUGAUAAUUGACAGUUGUGAUGAAAUUGAGUUUAGUGCAGUAAACUUUGAAGAUACCAAAGAUAUUUGAUGCUUGUAUUUUGUUGUUUUUGUUGUUAUCAAGUGUCAAAAUAUAUUUCCAGGAAAUAUUUUGUUAACCUUAUUUCCCAAUGUUAUAACUGUAUACUGUAUUAGUGUGCAGAGUGGAAAAAAGGCUUGCAGACCUUGCGUGAAAGAUAUUGACAAUUUGUAUGUUUAUUCCUUAAUGUAAACAGUAUUCUCAAAAGUGGAUAAUGUAAUUAGAAGUAUUGUUCUCCUAGCCCAAUACAGUUUAUGGCAUUUUUGUAAGUCAGAUUAAACAUUGGAAAUGUGAUUGUAAUCAUUGAAGGUUGUUUACCAAGCAUUUGCAAGGAGGCAAUUGUGUGUCUAAUGUGUACAAAAUGUUUAUUUCUAAACAGAUAUAAUAUCUGAGUGCUAUAUGAUUGUGUGUUCAUAACGUAGUUCAAAUUGUGGGGACUUGAUGUGAUUCUUGUAGUGUUGCAUUUGCAGCAUAAAUUUGUUGACGUGGGUUUGCUUCUGGUGCUUGAUUUAGUGUGAAUGUUAUCAAAUUCAUUUCUAGAUAAUCAUCUCUACUCAUCAUAAUUAUUGGUAUUUCUGAUUUUUCUCUUUAUAUAUUCACCAGGAGAAAAUAUGUAAAAAAUUCAGUUGUUUUAAUGUUAAUUAUCAUUCUGACAGUGGCAUUCAGUUCUAAAGGUGUACAUUGCUGAUUCUAAUAACAAUGUGUUUUAUCAAACUUUUCAUCAAGUGGAAAACUAACGAGUUUAAGGAACUUCUGUUGUGGAAGAAAUAGUAAAAAAAAAAAAUAAGAGAGCUAUCUUCCAAGUCGAGAAAUUUCACAUAAGUGCACAUUUAUUUAAUCCUCUGCCUCCAUGUUAGUAAAUUGGUUUGCCACAAUUGCCCACAAUUAGCUGACCGAUUUUCACUGAAAAAUAUAAUUAUAUUAUGUUGUAAAUGUAUCUGGUUUUAUUUUAACUGAGGUAAACGAUUUACUAUUUCUUUUCAACGUUGCCGGAAAAUAUUACAAAAUUAUCUAAUAUUAACAGAUUUUUUUAACAUAAAAAUUUACUCUCAUCCUUACUUUCUUUCUCUCUCUCUCGUUCUCUUUCUUUCUUUCUCUCUUUCAUUCUCUCUCUCUCUCUCUCUCUCUCUCUCUCUUUUUUUUUUCAUUGUUUCUGUUCUCCUUUUUCAUUGAGUACCUUGUAUUAGUGUGAAGUUUAGUGAUUAGUCUUGAAUAUUAUGUAUUAAGGAAUUGUGGCUUUAUUGUAUGUAUGAUUUACACUGAAUACCAAAAUUUAUUUUAAUUAUUAGUUAACUUUUUCCCAUUUAUAGUAAAAUAGUGGACAUUCUUUAAGUGUUUAUAAUUAUUUAUGAGAAGGACCUGGGAAUUCUGUGCGACUUACAGACCACAAGUUGUUGGUAACAUGUGUAAUAAUUUUAAGUCAGAACUAGGGCAAAAAUAGUGAAACUGUUUAUGGACUUUCUUCAAGGCACAAGUUCCUUGUCUGUAAACAUUAUUUCUUUACCAUAUUUCCAAUGAAAAUAAAUUUGUGAUACCUCUUUAUCCUCAAUUUUUGUAGUUAUGUGUUAAGCUGUAAUUAACUGUAUGAAAUAGUUGUUUCUUAGUUAACAGAAUAUAUAACUUAGUUUUUAUUUUGUAUUAUACUAACUUUUAAAUACAGGAUGAAUUAGAAGAGAAUGUUAUUUCCUGUAUAUGUGUUAGUAUGAUGUGAAUUGUGAGUUCCUGACAAAUUUUAAUUUUGAACCAUUCCAUAAGAAACUAUUACUUCUUUGCUGAUCUAUUGAAAUUGUAACACUUUCAAAGAAAUCAAGUUUUGACUUGCUUGAAGUUUUGUAUCUUUAUCUACCUUCCCAAGAAGUAUGGAUAAUCUUUUUACUUACUUAUCAGAUAUAUAGGGCAAUUUUUGAAAACAAUUUCAUGUUAUUUACUGUAAAAUUAGUUUGUGUUGUAUGUUGCUAAAAAAUUAAAGUGCAAUCAUGAUCCAUGCUCUUCUGAAUAAAUAUGUACUACACUUAAAUUGAUGUAAUUGAACUUAAGUUUUAUAUAUGCAGUAUCAACACUGCCCAGUAUAAAUUUUCAUGUUCAUCUUGCCAUAGUGAAAUAAUAAAUGAAAAUUGCUCAACUUGCAUAUUAAAUAAAACAAUAUUCAACAAAAUGACCUUUACCAAAAUUUUUCCUUAGGUGUCCAAACAUAUAAUAUGUUAACCUGAAAUAUAUUAAAAUUCCUUCAGAAUCCUCAAAUUAUGGUGGUAGGUUCAAAUAUAAACAUUCUUUAUAGAGAAUUUUCCUUGUAAAUUAUUCACAGUAGGGCACCUGUUAAGAUCUAAAUUAAUUGAAAGCAUUUUUUAACCAUACAUAGACAUUUUACUAUAAUUAUGUUUUUUAAAUUGGUAUUUAUAAUAAAUUUUAAUAUAAAGGAAGUCAUGACUGAGCAUACUUUUAGCUGAUAUAUUUAUUAGGAGUUAACGAUGUCACAUCAAGUGCUGCAUAGUGUGAAAGUAGGAACUUUUUGUGUAAUAAUACCAUGCAAUAGGUUGAGGAAAACUACUUGAGUUAUUUGAGUCUUUGGCUUCCGCAGCCAGAGUCGAAAUUGUGGCUGGCUGGGUAGGGUUAGUGUGGUUGCCGAUGUUCCAACCAUCUUGUUGUGGUCUUCCUCAGGGCUAGUCUGCGCCGGAGUGGUCAGUCUUCAACGCGGCGUAACCCAGACAGCCAAGAUCUCUACUUCAGAUAUUUGUUUAUUGUGCUUUUCUGACAGGUUGUGAUCUACUGUAAUACUGAACUGUAAUAACUUUUACAAUUGAAAAUUAUUUCAUCUUGUAUGCAUUAUUUACUACAUUGUCUGAAAAUUGUUGAAAAGAGUUAACAGUAUACUCAUUUUAGUACAACAAAAUUACCAGAAAAUGAAGGGGGAAUUCUUAACUUUAUUUACUACAAAAUCAUGUCAUUCUUGUUGAAUGUUUUAGUUUUGGAAGAAUAUGAUAUACAUUGCCUCUAUUGUCAAUAGUUGUGGGAAAAUAAAUAAAUAUAUUUUUUAUUGUAGAAGUGAAAAUAUGUGGAUGUGUGAUCUGAAAAAGCCAGUCAGAAAAUAUUUUGACUGGAGGUUAUUGGGCAAAAUGUUUUAUAAGUUGAUGUUCUUUAUUGUUCUCUUAUGCAUGUAUAAAUAAUUGUUAAUAAAAAAAUUUCAAAGUAACAAAA
This is a messenger RNA of Gryllus bimaculatus (two-spotted cricket), 7175 nucleotides long. The record is from the annotation of a GenBank genome assembly. Lineage: Eukaryota; Metazoa; Arthropoda; Insecta; Orthoptera; Gryllidae.